Messenger RNA from Poecile atricapillus (Black-capped chickadee), 2031 nucleotides. RefSeq names its product N-myristoyltransferase 1 (gene NMT1). The coding region runs from base 200 to 1771 and encodes 523 amino acids. Gene Ontology annotation, molecular function: glycylpeptide N-tetradecanoyltransferase activity. Gene Ontology annotation, biological process: N-terminal peptidyl-glycine N-myristoylation. Lineage: Eukaryota; Metazoa; Chordata; Aves; Passeriformes; Paridae. The transcript is spliced from 12 exons. The record is from RefSeq and is a predicted model, not a curated record. Gene Ontology annotation, cellular component: cytoplasm.
CCUCGCCGGGAAAACGGGCGAGCGGGGCACGGAGCCGCGGCUCUCUGUCCGGCGGGGCAUCCACGCGGCUGUCCGCUGUGAGGGAGCCCUCCCGCCACCGGCGCCCCGUCCCUGGACACCCCAGAGAGCGACGGGAAUUGUAGUCCCGGCUCCGGCGCAGCCCGGCCCCCGCGUGCCCACGCAGACUACCACUCCCGGCAUGCCUCGCGGCCCGCCGCCCAAUCGCGACUCGCUUUGUUGCGGGGGUGCGGCACGCGCGGAGGCCCCGUUCAAGAUGGCGGACGACAGUGAGACAGCAGUGAGGCGGCCACCGGCGAGGCCUCCGCGGCCGGCGGCGGAGGAGAACGACCACGAGCAUUGCAGCGACUGCGAGAACGAGGCGGAGCAUGGCUCCAACCGGGGGGGCCUGAGUCCAGCAAAUGACAGCGGAGCCAAAAAGAAGAAAAAGAAACCCAAACGGAAGAAAGAGAAAGGAGGAGGAGGAGACCAGCCUGACCAGGCUCAGGACCAGCCAGUGAAGGUGAACUCUUUACCUGCUGAAAGGAUCCAGGAGAUUCAAAAAGCCAUCGAGCUCUUCUCUGUAGGUCAGGGCCCUGCCAAAACCAUGGAGGAAGCCAGCAAGAGGAGCUACCAGUUCUGGGACACACAGCCAGUGCCCAAGCUAGGAGAAGUGGUGAACACCCACGGUCCGGUGGAGCCGGACAAGGACAAUAUCCGCCAGGAGCCGUACACCCUGCCCCAGGGCUUCACCUGGGAUGCCCUGGACCUGGGGGAUAGAGGUGUGCUGAAGGAGCUCUACACUCUGCUCAACGAGAAUUACGUGGAGGACGAUGACAACAUGUUCCGCUUCGAUUACUCGCCCGAGUUCCUGCUGUGGGCACUGCGUCCUCCAGGCUGGCUGCCCCAGUGGCACUGUGGGGUCCGAGUGGUCUCCAGCAAGAAGCUGGUGGGAUUUAUCAGCGCAAUUCCAGCCACCAUCCACAUCUAUGAUACAGAGAAGAGGAUGGUGGAGAUAAACUUCCUGUGUGUCCACAAAAAGCUGCGUUCCAAACGGGUGGCUCCGGUUCUGAUCCGUGAGAUCACGCGGAGGGUGCAUCUCGAGGGGAUCUUCCAGGCUGUUUACACUGCGGGAGUGGUGCUGCCAAAGCCUGUGGGGACUUGCAGGUAUUGGCACCGCUCCCUGAAUCCUCGGAAACUCAUCGAGGUCAAAUUUUCCCACCUGAGCAGGAACAUGACUAUGCAACGUACCACGAAGCUUUACCGGCUGCCCGAGACUCCCAAGACUCCCGGCUUGCGGCCCAUGGAGCACAAGGACAUCUCUGCUGUGCACAAGCUCUUGACUGAGUACCUGAAGCAGUUCCACCUGACACCCGUGAUGAGCCGAGAGGAGGUGGAGCACUGGUUCGUACCUCAGGAGAACAUCAUCGACACCUUCGUGGUAGAGAGUGCCCCAGGAGAGGUGACAGACUUCCUGAGCUUUUACACACUGCCCUCCACCAUCAUGAACCACCCGACUCACAAGAGCCUGAAAGCUGCUUAUUCCUUCUACAACGUUCACACCAAGACGCCUCUCAUCGACCUCAUGAGUGACGCGCUCAUCCUCGCCAAGUCGAAAGGAUUUGACGUCUUCAAUGCACUGGAUCUCAUGGAAAACAAAACCUUCCUGGAGAAGCUGAAGUUUGGGAUCGGGGAUGGGAACCUGCAGUAUUACCUGUACAAUUGGAAGUGUCCCAGCAUGGCACCAGAGAAGGUUGGAUUGGUGCUGCAGUAAGGGAACCCUUGCCAGGAGAGCGUGGAGGAGCUGGGCCUGCAGAGGUGCUGCCCUCAUCCUUUCUGCCAAAGCCAGACCCACGCUGGGAGAGGGGGACCGGAGCCACCGCCCCUGCUGCUGUCAGCCAUCUCCUUGUUUGAUUUAACUGCAUCCUCCUAAAGACAUGAUCAAGGGAAUGUAACUGCUGAAACUAGAUCAUGAUUGGCAUAUAAUGGAUUUAACGGGUGAAUAAUAAAAGUAUAUAUUAUAUAUAUUUUAAA